AUGCCUGCGACGAAUUCAUCUACGGUCACUUCGAGGGCAAAGGGCGAUAGCCCAAGCCCAGCUCCUGCUGCAGCCGAAGGUGCUGAUAAGAGCCACGAUUUCUUCUGGACAUACACGGAGGAGCCUCAUCGAACUCGCCGUCUCGCUAUUAUCAAGGCUCACCCCGAGAUCACCAAGCUCUGCGGUCCUGAGCCUCUCACGAAAUGGGUCGUCCUCGGUGUCGUCUCCCUCCAGGUCUUCCUCGCAUGGAUGCUCCAGUCGACUCCUUUCUUCUCAUGGAAGUUCUGGGCUGUCGCCUACGUCUUUGGUGCCACUGCCAAUCAGAACCUUUUCCUCGCCAUUCACGAGAUCUCCCAUAACCUGGCUUUCCGAAGCGCCCGUCUCAAUCGUCUGAUCGCUAUCUUUGCCAACCUUCCCAUUGGCAUUCCUUACAGCGCUUCGUUCCGACCAUACCACCUUACCCACCACAAGUCCCUCGGUGUCGAUGGCCUCGAUACCGAUCUUCCCACUGCCUUCGAGGCCUUCGUUCUGGAUUCGAUUCUCGGAAAGGCCUUCUUCUGCACUUUCCAGAUCUUCUUCUACGCCCUGCGACCCAUGGCCGUCUACCGCGUUCCUUUGACUGGAGUUCACGCCCUCAACAUCGCUGUCCAGGUCGCCUUUGAUCUCGUUCUCCUGCAGUACGCCUCUGUCAACUCUCUCCUCUACCUGCUGCUCUCCUCCUUUUUGGCCGGGAGUCUUCACCCUCUGGCUGGCCACUUCAUCGCCGAGCACUACGUGUACGAGACCGUGGCUCCCUCCGCUCGCGACCCGGAGAACAAGAUCCCUGUCCCCGAGACCUUCUCUUACUAUGGGCCCCUCAACUGGUUCACCUACAACGUCGGGCUUCAUAACGAGCACCACGACUUCCCCGCAGUGCCUUGGACUCGUCUUCAUAAAGUGCGCGAGAUUGCUCACGAAUUCUAUGAUGACUUGCCCCGCCACGAGAGCUGGUGCUAUGCCAUCUGGCGCUUCAUCUUCGAUGAGAACGUUGGCAUGAGUUGCCGUGUCAAGCGUAAGCAGGGAGGACGCCUUGUCGGUGGCGGUGCUGUAGCAGACUGGAAGCAGUCCGAGAUCGAGUCGAUUUAG
Molecule: messenger RNA, 1125 nt
Organism: Fusarium mangiferae
Lineage: Eukaryota; Fungi; Ascomycota; Sordariomycetes; Hypocreales; Nectriaceae
Exons: 3
Coding region: 1-1125 (374 amino acids)
Biological process (GO): ceramide biosynthetic process
Cellular component (GO): membrane
Molecular function (GO): sphingolipid delta-4 desaturase activity
Source: RefSeq, a predicted model, not a curated record